AUGCAAGGCGGCCAGGACUCGGACGUCGAGUUUAUCUGCCAAGUUGAGCCUGCGUCGGGUUUGCUAUGUCAGUUCUGCGGCAGCGACCUGCACGCUCUCAGCGUCUCCCAGCGCGAAGAACACUACGGCCUCCACCUCGAUGACUCUACCGCGCCGUCGCCACCCACCACCUACGGCCCCCGCCGCUCACUCAAACCCUUCACGCUCUCCACCCCCAGCCCCAGCAAAGACGCCGCCCAGAACCUCUUCUGGCACCCGCGCCUCCCCACCGCGCCCCCGCCCAACUUCCACCCCGGCCUCGUCCCCGUCUUCGCCCGCGCCCUCGCCGCGCACCCCGCCCUCGCCCACGCCGUCCUCUGCUUCGAGCGCACCACGCACGUCGUCGCCGAGCGCUGGGACCGCAGCUGGGGGUGCGGGUACCGCAACUUUCUCAUGGCGUGCACCGCGCUCAUGAGCCAGGAGGAGAGGACGGAGUAUUGGGGCUUGUUGGAGGAGCCGACCCCGCCCGGCGUGAGGAAUCUCCAGCGCUGGAUCGAGGAGGCGUGGAAGCUCGGGUACGACAAGGAAGGCGCGACGCAGCUCAAGCGCCAGCUCGUCGGCACGCAGAAAUGGAUCGGCACCGCCGACAUCUACGUCGCCUUCACCCUGCGCUCCAUCCCGUGCCACCUCGCCGACUUUGCCGGCGUGCGCAAGGACCCCGCGCGCCUCGUCAACUGGGUCACGGGCUACUUCGACGGGCCCGACUCGCACCCGCCCAGCAAGACUGGCAUCGCGAGUAGUCUCCUGGGGAAGAAGAGGAAUGAGGAGCAGGAGGAGUCGGCGCAUAUCCGCGGGGGAUCGGUCGAGGGGGACAGGCGGAAGGUACGGGUGACCGGGAAGAUGCCGCUGAUUCUGCAGCAUGAGGGGCACUCGCGGCUGAUCGUGGGGUAUAUGGUCCCCAGGAAGGGGAACGGGCUGGGGGAAGUGGAGUUUAUCAUGUCACCGUCAAGUUCUCUCCGCGGUGCCGGGAUCGCGGAGCAUGGGCGUAUGAGCAGGCACGCGUCAAAGUCACCAUCCGUCUCCGAGGUGCCGGAUUUCGAAAAGCCAGCUUCGUCAAGCAAGUCGAAGCCCCCGUCACGGACAACACGCCGCUCCCCAUCGAUCCAAGAAUUACACACCGACCAACCUAAACCCUCCUCGAAGCCUUCCAAACCCGCGUCCACCGCGGGCCCUUCGAAGCCUUCUUCCGCCGCCCCCGCCUUCACCCGUACGCGCUCCCCCUCCGUGUCCGAGAUCAACGACGUGUCCUCGUGGUCUCCACCACGGCCGUCGGGGUUCAAGCCCCUCCCGCCAUCCAAAACCACCGACGCGACCACGUCGAAGUACUUCUCCGCAUCCACCCCGAGCACUAGCAAGGGCAAGGAGAAGGAGAAGGAGAACACCGGCAGACAGAAGCUCGUGCAGACCGUCCUGCACCCGAUCGCCACGCUGCGGAACAAGGGCAAGGGCACGGAGAGCCCGAGGAAAGCGGUGAAGAGGAAGCGCCCGAGCGCGUCGCCCGCGCCGGAGGUCGUGAGCGACUCGGAGCCGGAGCGCCGGCGGAGCCUGGGGCGCGGGAAGAGGCUGCGCAGCGAUGAGCUUGGGAGCGGGGUAGCGCGGGCCGCGUCGCCGUCGGUGGGAGGCGGGAGCGUCAUCGAGAUCGCGAGCAGCGGCGACGAGGGGGAGGGGGACGGGCGGAUGCGGGGCGGGGCGCCCUGGGGCCCGGGCAAAGGACGAGGCGGGGAGGUGGUGGCCAAGGAGGUGGUGUGGAAGGAUGUGAGGGGGCGGUACGCGGUGAGCGCGUCGGCGCUCGCGAAGCACGAUAAGUACCAGAUUUUGUGGUUCCCGCUCGAUGCGCCGUUGGGGGAGCGGGAGAGGGAGGGGAGGAAGGUGGUCACGAGUACGAAGGUGUAG
Messenger RNA from Gloeophyllum trabeum ATCC 11539, 1932 nucleotides. Its product is annotated as DUF1671-domain-containing protein. The transcript has 4 exons. Bases 1 to 1932 code for a protein of 643 amino acids. NCBI's taxonomy places the organism in Eukaryota, Fungi, Basidiomycota, Agaricomycetes, Gloeophyllales, Gloeophyllaceae. The record is from RefSeq and is a predicted model, not a curated record.